Messenger RNA from Dicrocoelium dendriticum, 393 nucleotides. The record is from the annotation of a GenBank genome assembly. Lineage: Eukaryota; Metazoa; Platyhelminthes; Trematoda; Plagiorchiida; Dicrocoeliidae.
AUGGACUGUGCAACGAUGACGAUUACGGUACCCACAGUGACGGCGACAUCACAGACGGAAGCUGAGAAGGAAGAAUUCAGCACUACUGAUACCAACACUCAGUGCGGAGUUUUAUCUGAGUUACAACAACUGGUGAUACAUUUGGGGUAUCCAAUUAAUAAAACCAGUUCGGUUUCGUCCAUAAAGCCAAUCAUGAAGAACAAUGUACAAAACGAGCAAGAUUUAUCAAGUGACCUAGUGUUCAGGGUCUACCACGAGGGCGCAGAAUAUUCAAGUGACCCUUUGAAGAAGUCUGAAGGACACCUGAAGAAAACCCGAUUCCAGCCGAGUUCGGCGCUAAUACAAACCCAUCCAACAUCCAGCACGCUCGAUCUUGAGAAACAAAUGCGGUGA